AUGGCCCACCUAUUUGGCGAGCCAGUCCCAUACGACGCUGAGCAGAGUCAGCGCAUAAAGAAAAGAAGGUAUCUCUCACGCUCAGAUGAAGAAAUUCAAGACGAGAUGGACAAGGGAGGGUUAAGCUACCGUGCUGGAUGGCCAAAUCUACCGCCUUUACCCGUCGAUACUAUCUUCACAGAUGCAUUCAAGUUAGUUCCAGAUGCCAGCAAGAGAAUCCAAGACGCGGUUGAUAUCCUAGAGACUCAAGGUGUCUCCAAUGGAGUACGGGGCUUCGCCUUUAGGGUUCCUCGCGAUGCACCAGACGAUGACGAUCUUUCUCCGUACCUGACCCUCCUCUGUCCCAUCGACAUGCGCAAAAGCUCGAAUAUCGUUGUGCACGCUAUCACCAGAAUCCGAUCGGAAUUCAAGAAGCACGAAGCUGCGCAGGUUAUUCAGAUCGAGUUUAUUGAUUAUCGUGCCCUCGACUCUCUCCGCAACUUCCCUAUCCAUCACAAUGACUCAGACAUUGCCAAGAAAUGGGAAGGAGUGGUAUUGCCGGUCAUCCUUGAGCUGUUGAAAGAACAUGAGUGGCUCUCCCUAGAAAUGUUACGCCGCGGUCUAGACGAUACUCCCAAAGAAUGCCCUCCAACCGUCGUGAUCACAACUCCAACUGCGCGCGACUCAAAAUGGGCUACGACCAUCAAGCCAGCAAUCACAAAAGCCAUUAAAAAGAUCGACCGUGACUUCGAAGUCGAAAUCCUCUGUGGCGUGUCACUUCUGGCUGGCAAAAGGAAAUACGAGCCCUCAGACUUGGUUGAUGGGAGGGCAUACGAAAAGGUCGUUCGUAUGGGCUCUUCUAUUGGCAUUUCCGGCGACCCAGAUGGCUGCAGCACUCUGGGAGGAGCUGUGACCCUUGAGGGUGGCAUCAAGUGCGGUAUUACCAACUGGCACUGUGUCAGGGACGACAGGCUUGACCAAGGUAUGACUUCAUCCAGCCUCAUCGAUAUUCAAACUAACUUCAAUGCAGUUGUUUCACGGACAAAAGACAAAACUCUGAGUUGCGGCAACAAGACAUUGAGCAACGUCCCUCAACGCAUCCUGUCUCCUUCGACGUUUGACCAUCACAGUCGCCAAGCUCAGCUGAACGCAGCGAUCAAGAUCUUUGCAACCAGUGUUGCUCCGGGACAUGCCGUUUACGAAGAUUUGAAGAAAAAGGAUGAAUGGAGACUAAAUGAGGAGGCACAAGCGGAUCGCUACCUUGGUCAAGUCUAUGCAGGUUCAGGCCGCAGGACCAUUGCAGCCCCCAAGUAUGCGACAGACUUCAAGACAGGUAAAUCCAAGGGCAAGCAAUGCCAAGAGCCUCAAUACAACUGGAUUUCAGACUGGGCUUUGAUACACAUCGACAACAUCAAGCAACGCGAUGUCGUCAACCAGUUACCUGAAACCGUGACCGGAAAAGUAUUGCCGCUGGUGCAUGAUAUGAUCUGCAAUCAAUGGUCGACUUUCAAUGUCAACCGAGAGCGAAUUACCGUUGCCAAGUUUGGACGCAGUACACAUCAGACCCGGGCAGUUAUCAACUCUACUAUUGUCCUCAUCGACCCUAGCGUAGAUGCGCAGAUCUCUAAAGUCUAUGGUUUCACUGACAAGUAUCGUGGAGCAUGCUAUGAGGUAGUCAAAGCCAAGGUGAAAGAUCCAGAAUUCCUCGACUUGGGCGACUCUGGCAGCAUAUUGUUGCAUUCAGAGUCUGGCACACAGCUUGGGUUGCUGUUUGGCAUGGGCAGCACUGGAAACGCCUACUUCAUUCCCAUGGGUCUUGUGAUUCAGGACAUUGAAAAUGUCACGGGAAAAAAGGUCGUGGAACCUGCUUUUGUUAGUAAGUGGUACUCUAUAUAG
Molecule: messenger RNA, 1875 nt
Organism: Bipolaris victoriae FI3
Lineage: Eukaryota; Fungi; Ascomycota; Dothideomycetes; Pleosporales; Pleosporaceae
Exons: 1
Coding region: 1-1875 (624 amino acids)
Source: RefSeq, a predicted model, not a curated record